GCGAAGUCGGACCGAAAAAACCUGACGCACGGCAAGAUGGCGCUGUUCAUGGACACCAGGCUGAUAUUAAGAAAAGUUACAGAUUUAAGAUGUUUAACGCCCAGAAGAUACAGAGUGAAAGAGAAAUGGGCUGCUACACAUGCCAAACACCCUCCCACCAGACUGGCCCUGCAUCACUUUGAUGCCACCUACAGUGUCCAGCUGGGGAAGCUGUGGCCGUCAGUCCGCGUAGCCAUGCUAUCAGAGAGAAAAUAUGGAGCCCUGCUCAAUAAUUUCUGUCAUGAUGCUGUUCUGGUGGACCUCCAAGCCAAGGGAUGCAGAGACUUCAUCACCAACAGAGAGGAAGAUGCUAAGCCAAGCUUGGAGCAAAAUUCCGAGGCUGAGGCCCAGGAGGAAUGCACUGAUGUUUCCCUGAAGAAAUCUGACGUUGAUGGUCAGGAGAUAAAUCUAAGCCCAAAUAUUAAAUGCUUAGUGUUUCCAAGAGGGGAUGUCACACGAUUCAAGCCAGCAAAACCAGACGCGUACGGCCUGUUGAGUUACUACCUGAUGGAUGCAGCAUCUGUAUUGCCUUGUCUUGCACUGGAUGUUCAAGAAGGUCAUAAUGUGCUUGAUCUCUGUGCUGCUCCAGGAGGCAAGACCCUGUCGUUACUUCAGUCCCAAGCUAUCAGGUUCUUGUGUGUAAAUGACACCUCAGUAUCUCGAACAAUGCGACUGAGGAAGGUCCUCCACAGCUACGUACCAAAGCAGUUUUUGACAGAUGAGAAACUACGCAUCACCUCCUUUGAUGGCACCAAAUGGGGGGAUAUCGAAAGGAACACUUUUGACAGAGUCCUUGUUGACGUUCCCUGCACCACAGACAGACAUUCACUCAUGGAAGACGACAACAAUAUAUUCAAUAAGAUCAGGGUCGGUGAGAGACGAAGGCUGCCUCAGCUGCAACUAGAACUGCUUCUGGCGGGGAUCGAAGCAGCUUGUCCAGGUGGGGAGAUCCUUUACUCCACCUGCACGCUGUCUCAAAACCAGAACCAGGGUGUGGUUGAACAGGCCAUCUGCCUAGCGAGAGAGAACCACGGCAUCCAGCUGGAGAAAAUCCCACUGUAUCGGCUCCACUGCGGACAAUCGGACCCUAAUCUGGAGCUGGAUUUAGCAGACCGAGAGCCUGCAGAGUUUAAAGUCGGAGCUCUGAGGGAUAGACGGUGAGACUAGCUGGAUACCUGCAGCAUUAGUGGUAAAUAUCUUCAUUAACAUCACAACUUACUGUUCUGGCUGUUAAAUUUGUUUCUUCUUCUUCCACUUUUGAGGAUGAUUAGUUACUUAUUUUUCCAAGAUGCUUUCACAAUAAAAUACCCCGUCGGUCUGUUAAAGUUGUCAACAAAAAGCAAAAGCAUCACUUUUCCUUUCAUUUUCAGUCACAUUGAGAAUGGCACUCGUGUUGCCUUCAUUAACACCCUCAAUUACCUUCUCCUCUUCGGCUCCAUUCCUUCCUAAUAGAGCUAACACGGAGCUAAUGAAGCAAAUAGUUGGGACAAUUUAGUCAUUAGAGACAAUUAAGACAAUCCAAUGCAAUCCAACUCAGACCAGGAGAGGAGCCGGGGAGAGAUCCAGCGAGCAGCCACCCAAACCAGGCAUCGUUCUCCGCAGCGUCACAGGCAGUGUGGAGAAAAUGCUUUAGACUGGAUUGAAGGAAUUUUCCCUCUGGUGGUAUCACUCGUAAUACUUGAACCAUUAUAAGGCUGAUCAGCACUUGGCUGAAGGCAUCUGUGUUUCCUUCAUGCAGGGAUUACACCUGGCCUCAGGAGGAGGGAAAUGUUUCCCAAAGAGGCAGGCAGGAGACACAAGGCAGUCUUGAUGCAUUCCACCACAAUAAAGUAUAAAUCCUCUUCUUCACAGCGUAUUACAGGAAUGAACAUAAGGGAUUGUGUCAUUGUUGGCCUAUAAUCUGGCUUUAAACUCCUUGUUUUACAAAUGGUCCUCUUUAAAAAGCUCUUUCUUUUUGCGUGGCUCUUUUUUUUUUCCUCUCUUUUGCUUCAUCCUGUAUUAACCUGCUGUUUCCUCAUCAGCAGUUUUUAAUUUUCUUUGUUCCUUUGCAUGUCAGAUUUAGGAUCGAGUAUUAUAACAGUGUAUAUUAGUAGAAUUCCCCUCUUUGAAGCACGCAUGUAAUGUGUUAAAAGGGCUGUGUAAUUAGGAAGAAAUGGGAAUCUACUCUUUCUAGAGGUCUUUUGCAGAGUGCAUUUUUUUUCUUAUUAGCUGGUAGUAAUAGUGUGUCACCAAAAUAGACACAUUCACACUGCAAGAUACAGUACACACUAGGAUAUUGUAAUUUUCCAAAUGCCUUUCCAAGUGUCCUUGCCCUCAAAAGCUAAGGGUAAUAUCCUAUCCUGCUUUGGAAGUGGAGAUGGUGGCAUUUUUUUCUGUUCGUUGAACAGGCAGCCUGCAUGAAAUAACUCCUGAUAGAAACGUUCAAGCUGUCAUCCUCUCUGGUGUCUCCAGCUCUGUCUUUACUGAGCCCGAAUAGAUCGUAUGUAUGUGUUUGACCCGAGAAAUUCCAGAAAUGAUUCAAAUUAAUGAUUGAUGACUGUGUAAAAAUCCUGUCAAAGGGUGUGGAAAGAAACACUUUUUGUUUGAGAGGAAUUCUUGGAAACACUUGACACUGCAGCUUAUUACAUGUUUUCUCCACAAAUCAGUUACUAAUGCAGAUAUAUGAAUUAUAAGCUAUUAAUAAGAGCAACUGUGGGGUUGCUAUGUUAUGAAAAAACUGCAUUAGCUGCAUAUUGCGUUAACAAAUAUGUUCCAAUUCAAACCUGCAAUUGUGACAGUCACUUAACAUUUAAUGUCUGUGUAUUUCAAAAGUAAAUUGUCAGUUAGUAGAAAAAUUAGUGGCUUAUUAAUGAUCUGUAAAAUAUUAGUAAAUCAUUUAUUUACAGUUCAUUAAGGUGCUAUUUACAAGUUUUAAAUGGUAUAUAAAGGGCUGCAUGUUAGCAUGUAGCACAACGCUAAAUACAACAGAAUUAGCAGCAAUAAUACCGUGAUAUGGGGAUGAUGUGUUGAACUUAAAAUUGUGAAAUUCUCGCUAGACCAAGCAGAUUUUCUAAAGUCUACUUUAAGCUUUCCCGAUGCAUUCACCAUGAAACAGAUCUCUCAAAUUUGACUAACAGGUUGUAAUCAAGUUCUUCUAACAGACAUUCAAAGCAGAAGCUCUUCAUCGGGUUCCUAUUAAGAUGAAUUAGUUGUGUUGAUUGAGUUUCCACAGACUUUUCAUAGAUUAGAGAAACAAGCAACUGUGACUGAUAGGAGUCUGGACUAUAAUGAUUUAUGGAACAUCAAUGUUUUGCCAUGUGCCAUAUUCAAACAUCUAGAAAAGAGAUGGAAAAUGAGUACUUGGCGGCUUUGUUCGUUAAAACUACGCAGGAAUGUACGCACGCAGAAGCAAAUUAGCAUUUUCUUCAAGCAGUAAUUAAGAGUUGGAUCACUACUGAAGCACUUGAUUGGGGUUCAUGUGGUUUUUAACAAACACAUGGACAGAUUGGGGUGAGGCGAGGCAGCAGGUCUGGUUCCAGUCUGCUGUUCUCUGGCUGCCUCUUCACUCGUUGUCUCUUCUGUUUCCUCCAUCCUGCUCCUUGUUUGAGGGCCUCCUCCUCCUCCUCCUCCUCCUCCUCCUCCUCCUCCUCUUUUCUCUCCAUUGCCUCUGAAAGGAACCUUGCUGGGCCCAACUGUCUGUGUAACGAGCUGGGCAGGACGGUCACAGCAGGGUUCGCUAUUGUCACUGUCGUUGUGUUUACAUUUGUGUUUGCACUGAGCACCUUGAGUUUUGUUUUUUAAGGAACGCGCUGUAUUUGCUGCCAUCCCUACUUCCACUCAUCUCAUGCACAAACAGACACACAAAUGGCAUCAUCUCACCUCUCACUGAUCCUCCACUACUCUUCCACAGCAGGAGGCACAGGGAGGAGGUGGAGCAGGAGGCUAAUGGAUAUGUUUGUUUACCUAUUUGUCCUUGACAUGAUCAAUUGAUCAGCAGGCUAAUUCACUGCCACCAUGGGCUCGUUACAUUUCCAUUUAAAUUGCAAAUGGAUUUCUUCGAGGCUUCAUCUUUUCGCCUCCCAUUUCCUCUGCACAUGUGCAGCAUGGAUGUACAGUAGAGGUGUGUGUCCGUGGACACCUCUGGAGCUAAAACACACCAUAACACCCAUGUUUGCAUGAAUUUAUUUGUGAGGCAAAACUUGUGUCACCUCCGCGUCUAUCUUCUUUGUUUUCCUUUCAUAUGGAGUGCAGCAGGAAUAAUUACCUGUAUCACCAGGCGGAUGUCAGCCAUUUAACGGCUGUCAUCAAGUCACACCCACUCACAUAAACACACAGUCCCCUGGGAGGAGUGAGAGCUAAUUCCUGGGCGUUAAAAGCCUGUGAUUAUGUGUUGCUGGGAAGAUUACAGUGAACGAUUACUGAUGUGGAAUUUAAACAGUGGGGAAUGAAAAGCCAAAUUGAGCAGCAGCAGGAGAUCUCUAGGCUAAACACUAAUUGACAUUAUGGCAGAUGAGUUUCUGGUAAAGCAGUCUGGGCUGCAGAGCUGCAUUUGGAACACAUUUAGAUAACAGAUGGGGAUACUUAAACACUGUCAAGUGACACAUUUUUUAUUUUAUUGCUUUUAACUGCCACAGAUAUGUUCCAUUUGGGCAUUAUUUUAUAAUAAUCAUCUGAAAAGGAAUCUAUUUUUUGCCAGGGAUCUUUGCUGCAUUUCUCUCAUUUCUCUUAUUUUAGCUGCUGAGAAUUAAACCCUCUCAGGAAUGCGAUACAAAACACUUCUAGUUUCUGUUACAGUGACGACAUUCUGUCUGUCAGACUUAAGUCACUUUUAAUGUUUACCAUGACUUCAUUCAGACAUACCCAGACACUGACAGACAGAGCCGUGGUACACUCGUAAUAUUUGCCGUAUACGUGAGAUUGGACAGAACAUCAAGUGACUUCUAAUGACAGGUGAACAUGACUAUGCUGUACUGUAGUUCUUUCUCAUGUUAUUGCUGUUUUGGACAUUCGACAAAACAAUAGAUAGGAUUAGGUCACAAAUUUUAUGGUGCCUGUUGUGCUGCCAAAAGUACCUAACAGUAUCUUAUGUAAUCACGUGCAUGCAUAACCAAUAAUGUGACAGCAUGGAAUUCAGACUUGUGCAAUGUUGAGUGAUAUACAAAUGUUAUUAUGUCUGACCUUUGAGAGAAAAGUGAGCAAUUCAGACUUGAAGCCAACACAUUUAGAUGCUGUCAGACUAACAGAAAAGUGUCUCAGAGGGGCUUGAUCAUUUUGCACAGGAAGUUAAACCAAAAACAAAAAACAUAACCAUAAAAGCAAAUAGUGCAGGUGAGAUAAGAAAAAAAAUAGAGACUCAAUGUACAUUACAAGCAAAUCCACAAAAAAAUGACAAGAUCAAUGAAACUCUGUUCCAGAUGGCUAAAAAAUGGAGAAAACAGUAAACCUGAGUCUUUCCAAAGAAAAGCAAAAAUGCAUUCCAGCCUCUCAUAGUUGUAUUAACAAAUAAAUUCAGUUUAAUCUAUUUUGUCAACCAAAUCUGUCAUUGUAUGACAAUUGCAGGGUAGCUGUCACCCCCUUUUACAGUAUUUAAAGUAAGCUAAGCUAACAGUCUUCUGGUCUCAGCUUUAAGUUUAAUAAAGAGACAUGAGAGUUGGUUCAAUGGCAGCUAAAUUCCAAGACAGAAAAAUGUCAAAAAUAUCCAGUUCAUGCUUUCCAGAUCUACAUAACACUUUCUGUCCAUGUGAUAUAGGCUUUGUCAUCUGCCCAAAUCCAGGAAGUAUUUGGUACCCAAAAUUCAUGACCUUAUAGACUACAUUUGCUACAUGUUAUAGAAAACUGAAGGAUACUUAUAUAUUUUUUACUUUUAUCCUCUUCCUUCAUCCGAUUAUUGAUAAACAGUUGCUCAAAUCAUUUCCUCUUUUUAAAAAAAAAAAAAAAAUCAAUCAUGUUUUUCAAACCAAAAAAACCAAACACAGGACCUUUUCUUGUUGUCAUUCAGUCGUACAUCUUUUCUAGUGCAAAUCUGAAACCUAACUGUUGUGUUUAUAUGCAUCAAAGAAAAUGCAUAUCCACUGGGGCAAGUUAAGCUGUUAAACCAUUUAUAUCAGUACUCAAUGUCUAUGUAAAAUUUCAAAAAUCAACACCUCGCAGUUGGACAGAUAAAUGGAUGGACGGACACAUGGAUACAUGAAUGGCAGGGCCUUUACUAUGACAUCUCAUGGGAUUCAUUGGUUUCAUUGGCUUGUUUGGCUGUAAUGGGCUUUAUAUGAUGACUCCUCACCCCUGUCAGAUUCCACCGUGAUCCAAACAAAAACACACAUUCAUCACCACCUAAAACACACACACACACACACACACACACACACACACACACACACACACACACACACACACACACACACACACACACACACACACACACACAGCUUCGAUCAAUGGUCAUAAAUUUGAUCCCUGACAAGCCUGACACUCGCACCCACGAGGCCUUUGGUCACUGAGUUUCUCUUGACCAGUGCUUCUGUAACACACACUCAUAUACAGUCACACACACACACACAGACACACACCUUCUCCCCUCCCUCACCCCUUCCUUCCCCUGACACACUUGUCAAGGACCUCGUUGACCCCUGACCCCUCCCCACUUGGCACCGUUAUUGAUUUUUCCUCCGACUCUCUCAAUCUGGGAUGAAGAAGGGUGAGAAUGGGGGAAUUAGUCGCCAUAGUCAGGUAUAACGGAGGGGACGCUGAGGAUGAAGGCGAGCGAUCGAUGCUCGCUGAUGGCUGAGCUUGCAGCGGCAGAAACAACAGUCAGCCAUGGAGAAAAUCAGAAGGGCUUCCAGCAAGAUAGGUGGGGGACACAGAGGAGAUGGGGGAGGCUGGAAGAAGGGGGGAAAAGGUGUUUUUUGUGUUGUCAUGUAUCAGCUGCUUCAGGAAUUUAUUGAUAUUUUACUAAACACUUGACGCAGGGGAACAGAAACAAACAAAGAUGGUAGAUUUGGGAGUAAAAGUUACGUAAUAAUCACAAAACUACUAUUUUCCAUUUAGCUGAUUACAAUAAAAACUACAUUAUGGGUUUGUGAAUAAAUGAAAGAAACUCACAUGCUUUUCUAUUAACAGUACAAUAAUGGCUUAGUUCUCCUUUCUUCUUGUUCUACUGUUCUCCUUUUGUUCCAUAUCUUCAGUCAUUUUGUGGCAUCCACCUUCAGACUGACUGAACUCGCAUCAGAUUACGUGUGUCUUACUAUUAAAAAGAGUGUAAACAGUGGUUUAAAUUUCAACACCCAUUUAGAUAUCCAGUCCAACUUUCAUUAUCCUCUGAGAUUUUACUCUUUUCCCAAAUCACAACUUUCAUGGGCGUCAUGGGUAAAAAAGUACGUAGCCCAGAGUUUGCUUUGUCAAGACAUUUACAAUACAUAUUACUUGUUUUAAAGCAGAAACUUUAAUCAGUCCAAAAGUUCUGUUCUUCUUGUGCAUGAGCGGAGUGUAGCAUGUUCAUGUACGUACAGUGGUGGACCUGUAUUAGACACGUUUAUGUGACCACUUUCAGGUGCACAUUUGUGAUUUUAGCACUGUGCUGAAGUCUUUGACAAACUCUAUUAACCAGCCCAAGAUCGCCAGACCUUUAUGUUGAGGACCAUCAUUGGUGACAAGUAGGGAUGUCCAGCCCACCGAUACUAUCAGCCCAAUAUUGGCAUAAAAGCGUAAUGUUGGUCAAUAUCGUUAUCGUUUUUGUUUUAAUUUGCCUUUCAUGAAAACCGAUGAAAUAAUGCCUGGAUUUAGCUGGCAUUUACAGACGCACAAAUAAUCACAUCAUCAAACUGCGUCAUGAGGCGUGUAAACAAGUGUGGCUGCAGUAACAAGCUUGCUGUGCCUGACUAACAACAUGUCUGUGAUUUGGAAUUAUUUCCAAGCCCACAUAUAUCAGCAUCGGUAUCAGUUGAUAUCGGAAUCAGAAAUUAAGAGCUGGACAACAUCGGCAUGUUGGUUAUUGGCAAAAAAGCCAAUAUAGGACAUCCCUAAUGACAAGAAUUCCAUCUAUGGCUACGACCCAGAGACCAAGCAGCAGUCUUUACAGUCGAAGACCUUGCAGUGUCCAAAACUGAAGAAGGUGUGUCAAGUCAGGACCACCAGGAGAAUUGUUAGUGUUUUCUUGGACAUUCGUGGGAUUGUGUGCUGUAAAUUAAUUUGCCAGAGACAGACGGUCAACGAUGAGUUCUACUUUAACUUACUGAUGUGUGUGAGGACCAAAAUUGGGCAUAAACAACAUAAACAGCGAUGUGAUGGCAAUCCGGUGCUCCAUUGUGACACUAUCUUCGCUCACAGCAUCCGUUUUUUUUGGCUCCACCAACACAGUCAUUGCUCUGUUCAGAGAUUUUACCACCUGCCUUUGAUUCCUUUCGUCGUCUUCCCCAAAAUGAAAUUCAAGCCGAAGAAUCACUGUGAAGAAGACCCCGUGCCUUAAACUGCUUUCAGAAGUAAGCUUCCAGUGAGGGCUCCAAAUGUGGCAGGAGCACUGGGAGCGGUGUGUCGCUGCACAAGAAGUCUUCUUCAGUCAGUUAUGAUUUGUGUUUCCUGUCAUGUUUCAGUGUGUUUUCUAGUAAAUCCAAACAGAAAUGCUAUUGAUCAAAUUACCACAAAUGACUUGCCACACAGUCAGAGCUGAACUUUUAGUCUCGGGCAGUUUGAGGCCCCAGAACAAUAAUCUCGCCUUAUAGUCCCAGACAUUGAGAGGCAAAACAAAUAUGAAGGAAACAGCCUUUCUUUUUCUCUCCACUUUUCAUCUGUUUUUAGACCUUCAAGAAAAUUGGCAGUUUUUUUCUUUUCUUUUAGAUUCAGGUCUGUUUGAAAGUUAGUUUCACAUUAUAGAAUCUGACUCCCAAAAUCAGGCAUGUUUGAAACAGUGUCCUGAAUUUCAGAUGAGUCUGCUGUACAGACAUAUGUACUAGUAUAAAUGUCAUCUUGAGUUCAGCAUUGGAGCAUCAUGCUCUUAUUGUUUGAGUUACAGUUAUCAGCUCUGGUUUGUGCCUAUCAUCCUAUAGUAUGUUUAUCUCUACAUGUUUCAGAGCACAACUAUAUGUGGUGAAUCUUUGUAUUUAUCAGAUAAAGUCAGAUUUUCAGCAAGAUGACACAUUGUCUCCCUUUGUCUUUGCUUGUUUUUGUCAGUCAUAUUCACACACAGUGUUCUCUGUUAGUGGUAAGCAAAAAGCUUUUUAAGCAAUCGUGGCUCCUUUUUUUAAACACGGCUUGUAAUAAUCCGUUCUCGCUCCUUCACUCCUCAUGGAUCAGGUUAGAGAUUUCACAGCAGUGUUCGGAGGUGACACACUUAUACAUAAUCUUUUUUUUCUUAUUUAAUUUCCCACCAUCCUCUCAGCUGAUUCUCCCCCUGUCACUUUAGACGCAGCUGAGAGACUGAUUUGGCUUCCGUAAUCUCUUCUUGCAUUGCCCCCCUCCUCUACUUGAGGAAACCUCGGAAUAUCAUAAGGAGAUUAUUUCAUUCGUAAUUGAUUGAGUGGCUCCUCACCACAGACUGAGAUACUUCAAAGUGUGUGAAUUAAGACUUGGGACGGAGUGUCUGAUAUGGGAGGGGUGCGAGGAGGCAACGUGGCUCCAUUAGGCUACUGCCUGGGUCGAGCAGCUGAGCCUCUUUGGCUGACAAAUAAGAGCUGAGUCUGAUCCUGUGAUGGCAGCUAAUUGGCUAAAGGAAAGGCGUAUUGGUCAGGGGAACAUUUAGAUGAGGCGCCUGAGCCCCAACAGAUGAUGGUUAUGAGGAAGAAGUUUGUAAACUUCAGCCACCUUGAACCAUUUUUCACACGUACAAGUUUUGAUGUAGUUUUCAGUCACAUUUUCAGAAGAUUUUGCUUUCAGUGCAAAAGUCUGACAUUCACUUUCUCAGCAAGAAUUAAAUGAGAAGAUCGAUACUGCUAUGACACAAGAGCCUGAGGUUGUUAGCUUAGCUUAGCAUAAAGACUGGAAACAAGGGAAAUCGGUAGCCUGGAUGUGGUAAUUGAUUGACUGCAUGUCAUGUCUCUUUUGUUUAGUCUGCACAAAAGCAAAAGUGUAAAUAUGACUAUGACUUUUGAUUUUUGUACGGACGCAGCUUGUAAAUGAAUGGCUUUCCUUUUGACAACAUCAGACCAGAUUUUCCCUCUAUAGUCUUCAGACUAAGCUAAACUAGCAGUCUCUUGGCUUCUUUUUUUGGUGUACAGACAUAAGAGAGGCGUUUAUCUUUUUCCCAAGAAGAAUGCAACUAAGCAUAUUUCCCCAAAUGUUCAAAUACUUUAAAAUUCAAAUACAGUCCAGAAAUUGUUUCCUUUUGUAAGAUCAUGUUAUCAAAAAAAGUUGUGCCGGAUACAACAAAAGUGAUAUAGUAUACCCUGUUAAAUAUCUCUUUAUAUCUCUCUACUGUCAAAUCGUUGAACAGUAAUUCCUCUUGUGAACAAUAAAAAAGCAAAUACUUUAAAAAGAUUAUAUUGAAAAUACAGGCAGUGAAGUAGAAAACAGAUUUAACAAAGGUGAAUUUAACUGUGAUCACUGACACAAGUUAGAAGACCUCUGAUUUGUUAGCCAAAUUUGAGUACACCUGUGAUUUACAAUUAACCCAACUGCAUGCACAUGGUCAUAAAAUGACAUAUGAACACCAGAGCUGUUUCAGUUUGGGGAACUAUGGGAAUAGAAACUGAAAAAUCUGAUUGCUGAGACCUAACCAAAAUGUAAAAGAAUUCAGAAAGAUUGGUGACCAGAUUUUUGUUUUUUUAAAACCCUCUUGUGUGCUGUUUGGCUCAGUACUGGAAGAUGAAAAGAAACCUGACAGAUACUUGAAGCACAUUCUUUGGCGAGAUAAUGGUCAGCAUUUGUUCAGCUUAGAUUGUGUCCAGAAUGUUUUUUUGUGAACCAGGACUACCACAGUGAAUGCAUAGUCCUGACAGUGAAGCACAGAGGUGGAAGUGUGAUGACAUGGGGCAAAAAAGGGUGCAAAAGUUGUUGUGGCUGUGACAUUUAGAGACGACACCACAAAUAAAUGUAGAUAUACCAAAAUACUGACAAGAUGACUCUCCAUCUGUACAAACCCAACAGAAUAGCAAUAUUGAAGCAUGAUAAUGAUGUCAAAGUCUCACAAGGAUUUCUGAAGGAGGAUGAAGUGAAAAGUAUGACCUGGCCAAGUGUGUCAUCUGACUUGAAUCCAAUAGAAGACCUUUGUGGUAUUUUAAUGACAAAGAUAGAGCAAUACAACCUCUCCAGGAAAGCACAGCUGAAAAUAAUAGUCACUCAAGACUAACAGAACAUCUCUCCACAAAUUUUAACGUCAUGAUUAGAAACUGUUAUUUUUAAAUUUUACACAAGAGUUGUGCUGUUUGGACUGUCGAACUGUUUAACUUAGAUUUAAUGCAUUUAUCGAAAAGUGACACAUUUUUCAGUCGGGACAUUUAAGUAAUUUUGCACAGGGAUGUAUUCACUUUUGUUCUAUAUUGUGCAUCACUAGGAUUCUUGCUCGACACACAUUCUUCUCCCUCAUCCUUCCCUAUCACCUUUAAAAGCUCGAUCCUGAGCGUUCAGCAUUUGAACUCCCAGCCUCGUACCUCCCUGCAGCCUUCAAGCUCUUCUCUUGGCAGCGGAGACGCCUUGGACCGUCUCCAGAGCCAAUCCAAGUAUCAGGUUAAGCAUUAUCCUGCUGCUCCCUAUCAGGGCGACACACAGAUCCCAUAUGAUCACUUAUGAGUCUGAAGCAAAGUCUUUGGCCCAUGGAGAAGAGAGGAUGAGAAGGACACUUUCUCCGGUCUCCAUUUCAUAUCUGUUCACCUCAAAUCACCCAUCUCUGUCCAAUUUACUCUACAUGUCUUUCUUUCUCUCUGCCUCUCUUUCUCUUUGCCGUUUCCUUUCUCUUCCACGCAUCCUUUUGUCCUCCCAUCACCCCAUACUUCCCUAUCAGUCCUGACCCUGUGCUGAUCUUAAUCCUCUUACCUCAUGGCUCCAUUACCCACUUCAGCUAUUUUUGCAUUUACACCAAAGAAAGAGGGGCUCCUCUGCUCUUUCUCAAACCCCCAAAGCUCAGUCCUCCAUUCCACCCCCCCAAAUAUAGAUCACCCUCCAAACCUCAUAUCCCAUCUCUCAUUGCAUAUGAUUUCAUUUUCAAUCAAAUGUGUAUGUUUCUAAAUCUAAAGGAGACAAUUUUAUGGGUGAGGGGGGCCACGAGGCUUUGGAGGGAGGAUGGUAAAUUAUACACACCCCUUUGCUUCUUGCGAGCCCUCAUCCAAAAUGAAAACGGCGUAAGUCAGUUCCCAGGCGGGUGUGGCCGAGCUGCAGGAUUAUCUCCUGUUUUGUGUUGUUUUUAAUCCCUAAAUGCCACUUCUGCUCCCUUCGGUGCUGGUGGUGAAAUGCAAAUGUGGUGCUACACUGCUCAUUUUCUGUAAUUUACCACAUCAUUGGUAAUAACGUAAGCAGACAAGAAUUCGUCAGCAGGCAAUUUCUUUAUUAAUCAGAAACAUGCUUUUUCAUGCUCUCCUUAUUCAUCAUGACAGUUAUUUCACUUCCAACACGUCCAUUUAUGAUCUCUUCUUUUGCUUCCCUUUCUUUCCUUUUCUAAUUUUCUGUUUCUCUCUCUCAAGGGACAGAUUAACCCCUAAUCCCCUGAUGUCCCAUGGUUAAUUGAUAUGAUUUAACUAUUAAAAGGCCCUGGGUGGUUCCACACUGUUACCUCAGAGAGAGCUUUUCCUCCGCUGAGAGCUGCGACCUUCCCUCAUUCCCCCCAUCCGACCCUCCCCUCGCCUCCCAAUUCAAACCUCUUUUCCUCUGUUUUCUCUGUCGCCUUUCUGCCAUCUAUCUCUUUCAUCUCCCAUCUUGUUGUGCCUCCCCUUUCCCUCCUCCAAAACCCCCUCUUCUGUUCUCUCUUGACACCCCUCUCCCUUGCUCCCAGGGGUCACCAUUCAGAGGCAGUUAGCCGAGCACUCUGGGAGUUUGUCUGCACCAUGAGACCAAUAGUUCAUCUGAAACGCUACAUGGUUUUAUAGAGAGCGAAGUGGCACGGGAAGGGCAUGUUAAGAAGUACGCUAAGAAAUAAACGAAGGCUCAGAAAAGGUUUUUGCUCCCUUCUCUUUCGACCUUUUCUGUGUAUUAUCAGUGUGAUGAAAGCAAAAUAAGCUAAAGAAAAUUAAUCAAAACACAACAGUCAGUUCAUGAUUAGGCGUACACAUGGAUGUAAUAAUCAGUGAGCUUGUAGAUCUUUCAUUAACAGUGUGACUUGCCGUUUUGAGCUUGUGAUAGUUUAAGGCCAUAAAGACAAAAUGUGACUCCACUGUGUAUCUCAGAGUGGAUAAACCACGUUAGGAAAUCCCAGGAUUUUCAGGCAUUUACCACAACAAAUCCAGCGAUUAGUCUGCAUCUCUGUUGCUCAUAAUCUUCAAAUCUUGUUUGUGCAGAGCCAUGAUGAUGCCACAGAAAUCCCAUUUUAAAAAGCCAUGAUCAUUUUUUGAUACAUGAGUUUUACUAUUAUUGUAUUUUCUUUAUUUUAAGUUAAUAAAAUGAGGCAAUUACUGUCUUUUAUCCUCUCACACUACUUGUGUGGGUGUUUAAAGAUCAAAAUGUGGAAGAUUAGUUCACUAGAGAGCCCACAGUUUGUAGUUCUUUGUAGCUGAAUGGAAAAAACAGUGUGUUUUUUCUUUAUAUGCUGCAAGACACAUUAUGAGACAAAUGUGCUGCAGCGCACCAAUGACAGUUUCAGACUUGUGGUAUUUAUCAAACCUAUAAAAACAGUCCAAUCAACUUGCACUAAUGAUUACUUUCCAUAUUGAUUAUCUUUUUUUAGCAUUGGUUUCCAGUUUGAACACAUAUGGCAGAUCCACCACAGCUUGCAGUUGUGUUGCGCAGAAUGUUUCACAAUGUCUGAUCAGGGUGAUAGGUGAGCUGGUGUGCUCAAGUUGCAACAAGUAGUGGAGGGUGGAUGGCGAAAGAGGCAGAAACAUCAUAGAUCUGCACAUUCUAGAGGAAGCAGUUUACGGUAUACAGUUACAGUAAACCACAUUAAGGCCUAAAGAGAAUAUUUCCAUGGAAAAAAACACUCUAAAUAUCUAACGCUGACACACAGAGAUGAGUCUUUAACAGUUAAAUUAAUGACUAAAGAAGAACUGUAAUGUAACUGUGUACUACACACGUAUUUGCUUUAUUCCUGUGAGUUAGAUGAGAAAAUCAAUACCAUUCUUGUUUGCAGGGUAAAUAUAAGGCUACAGAAAUAUAGCUAUAAAAAAGAUAAUUAUCUUAGCAUAAUGACUGGAAACAGGGGGAAACAAGUAGCUGUGUACAAAAGGUUGAAAAUCUGGCCCACCAGCACCCCUAAGCACUGACAUUUGUUGCUACAUACUUAUGGACAUUAAGAGUGAUAUCUACACUACUAAGCAAGCUGUGUUUUCUGAUAACUACACUGCAGGUUGUCUUGUUAUAGCUGAAAGCAGCAUCCUUAAUGCGUGUGGCUCUUGUUUCCAUAAGUGUUGCAGACAGUGACUACAACAGUUAUAUAUUGUUGGUAAUUUCUCUGCAGGAAUUAAUGAAGUUUUCCAGACUGUGUCACCAAAUUGUGUACACUAACAGUCAAAAGUUUGGACACACCUUCUCAUUCAAUGCUUUUUACUUGUUUGUAUUAUUUUCUACAAUGUAGAUUAAUACUGGAGUUUGUCAUUUUUUUGUUUACAGCAUAAUUCCAUGUGUAUUAUUUUAUAGUUUUGAUGUCUUUGGUAUUAAACUACAAUGUAUAAAAAGAUGAAAUAAAAAUCAUUGAAUGAGAAGGUGUGUGCAAACUUUUGGCUGGUAGUCUAUAGGUGGGUGUUUUUUAGCCUGUAUUGUCUAAAAGCUUUUAUUUAUCACUCUUACAUUCCUCAUAUACAUCCUCCUGCCCCUAAACCCGUGCAGAGUAUGUUGACUCCAUUAUCAGUCCGGUGCUGAAAUGUUGCACCACGACUGCAACUUUCACCACAUCUCUCAUCUCCUUUCUUUCUUCUCUCACAUCCCAUUCCUCUUUUCGCUCCCUCUUUCCUCUUUCACUGCACAUACACUCGAGUCACGUAUGUCCACACACACACACACUCACACACACUCCAGCCUACCUGCACUGAAACCUGAGAGUGUGUCGGUGAAAUCACCGUCAUAUUUCUCAGGCUGAUGGAACAUUCUGCCCAGGCCUGAAAACAUAAUAAAUAGAGGGCCGCACUGUCUGCUCUCAGCUUUAGCAUGUAUUCGUAAUGUGAUCAUUCGCAAACCCGCAGCCUCCUCAUGUGCUUUCAUGGUCACCUCAGAUCACAACACGCUUCCUUUAGUUCUUAAAGAAGAUAGAAAUAAUAGAAACCAAACCUAAGUGAGCAACAGAGGUACAAAAACACAUACUGACCUACUACUUUUUUUCCUGCACAUUUAUGGAAAAUUGAUCUAAAAACUUUUGGCAUCCAUAUCAUCCACACUUUUAGCACUUUUAAAAGAGAUGUAAACUCAUCAGCAUUCUGUAAUGUAAUGAAAUGAGAGGAAUUGUGCUCUUAGGUUGGAGUUAAAGCUGUUGUGUGUCAUCUGAGCACUUGGCUGUACUUUAGUCAGCAGCUCUGUGGAGGUGUCGAGGGAACAUGUCAUCAGAGGGAUGGAGGUGUUUGUGGUUUGGAGUGUUAAUGUGUGGAGGGCUGAGAGGGCAUCAGUGUGUGUGUCCAUGUGUGUAUUCAGGGUUAUGUUUGUGCAUCGUCCCGCAGUUUACCUUUUGGCUCACCUAAAUGUCUGCGUCCACUCGUCUUUCUUCUCCUGCCUCUCACCCUACUGCCCUGCUCCUGUAGCCCCUGUAAGUCUCGGAGGUAUUUCCACAGCAGUGUGUCAGGGUUAAUAUUUGCUCUGAUCUCAUGGUUGGACGGACCUGCACACACCUCACAUGCCUCAUCUACCGCAUGUUUACAACGCUGACAGCCAAAACUAGACGUGAGGCUGAAAUAAGACUCUUGUAGAUAAAUGUUGUUUUAUUUGAAGAGGUCAGACAUAUGACUGCAUUUAAAUACCUUACCGAGGAAUGUGGCAUAAUUUAAUUUGAUCAAACAGGGGUCUUGACAAAGUUUGAAUCUUGCAUUCCAAAUUGUACUUAAAGUACAAAAGUGGUAUCAUUAAUAUUGUAGUAUGCUUAAAGCAGUAAAAUGCACAAUAAGAUGAAAAGUAAUUGCAAUAUUGUAUUAUACUGUAAAUAUUGAAGCACUUAAUUAUUUAUAUCACUUUAAUAUUGCAGCUGACAAGAGCAUUUUAAAAUUUAAGUACUUUAUGCACAGCUGUGUGCCUUACUAUUCAAUAAUAUAUCACGAUGUAUUUGUUGAUUAUAUUAGUAAUCUAAAUAUUAACUUAAGUUAUAGCAACUCAAGCCCUGAAAUACAUGUGUAAAAACACCAAAUUUUAUCUUUCCUUAUAUUAAAAUUAAGUAUACUUGUAAUGUUAGUCUUACUUUUCCAUUGUAAAGUAUUUGGGGUCAACAUCUCUACAAACAGACAUGAGUUGACUUCAUUUGACUCAGUGUGGUGGAAUUGAAAUAUAAAGUAGCACAAAAUGGAAAUAAGAAUAAUAGUAAAGUGCAAGAAUUUGAGAAUAUGUGCUCAGUUACUUUCCACCUCUUGCUCACUGUUGACUGAUUUCUGCAUCUGUCAAUUGUGUGAAUUUUAUCAAAAAGCAGUGUGGCCACUGCUAUUUUGAUCCAUAGUGUAUAGCAUGGUACCAAGGCCCUGACUAAACUGUAGACUUAAUGAAUGUUAUUGAUUAUAUAUGAGUGUUUAAUGCAAUCCUAUUCUUAACUAUCCUGUUCAUUUUUAUUGCUAUUGGGAGAGUUCUGAAAUAUGAAUACAGAAAUGUAAUCGUCAUCAUAUACAGAAAUUCCUGGUCACACAACAGGAAGAAAAUUGAUUCCACUUUCCAGCCACACCUCAAAGUGCCUUGUCUGCUUCCCUAAAGCAUCUUCUAAAACCACCUAAAGAACCUGUUGCUUUCAACAGCAGUAAAAAAUAGAAAACUGGAAGGUUCAGCUAAUGCUUCUGCACAGAUACCGAUGCAGCAUAGCGUCACAGACAAGUUGACGCACAACCCCCAAAACACCAAAAAUGCCUCGUAUAGACGUCCACAUCAAGCAAGCUGGAUGUUUGAUUCAGCUUCUGCUGCCCUAAAACAUCCGUCCAUUAUCUAUACAUCGCUUAAUCCUCAUUAGGGCUGCGGGGGGCUGGAGUCUAUCCCAGCUGAUAUAGGGUGAAAGUAGGGGACAUCCUGGACAGGUUACCAGUCUAUCACAGGACUACAGAAUCAUCAGUUAACCUCAGCAUGUUUUGGGAGUGUGGGAGGAAGCCAGAGUAGCUGGAGAAAAGCCACACAUGCACAGCGAGAACAUAUAAACUCCACACAGAAUGAUCCCAGGCCCAGGCCGGGAUGAGAACUGGGGAUCUUCUAGCUGCAAGGCAACAGUGCCAACCACAGAGCCACUGUGCAGCCUGCCCUAAAACACAAUUUUAAAAGUUCAUGUAACAGAUGCUUUAGUCCUAAUACUCAAAUAAUUCAUUUAAAAUGCUUCCUCACAACAUGACACUCCUGGUCUCUGAGCCUUUUCUGUGUGAACAUCGGUGCCAGUUUACAGCUUUACAAAGACAGCACUCUCCUUUUACCGGCAGUCAAACCUGACAUUUUCACUGACUUGUGCAUGCAUUUAAAAAUUAAACAAAUAUGUGACACACCAGUGAGUAAAACUAAAUCAUCACAGCAAGUCCCAUGCAGGCUGUUUUAUGUUUUAAAGCAUUCCCUCAUGUGUAUGUUGUCCAUGUGUGUGUCUCUGUGAAGUAGUACGUGUGAUGUUAGAGUGUUUAUCUUUUCAAAGUGGCGUCUCCAUGGAGCUGAGUUGUCUCAGUCAAACCUCUGGGUCACUGGGUCGUGAACCCUGAGUAAACUUCAAGCUGCUGCCUCCCAGCAGGAGACAGACAGAGGCCCACAUAAAGCAACACAACUCACUUACUGUGCAGGGAAAAGCUGUUUCAUUGCACUGUGUUCGUGGGUUGUUAAAUUUAUUUUGUAUUCUGGCCUGAAAGUACUAAACUUUGGCUGUUCUGUAUCUCGUGUUUCUCCAUAUCCAUUGUUUUCUUUGCUAUUACAGCACACUAUCAGACUUUUAAUUGGCCCCUGGCAGCAAUUUGACAGUCAAUAGAGCAACAACCCUCAUUAAACACCUAUUUCGCUUCCAUUUGGUGUCAAGAGAAAGACAGGAAGGAAAAAAAAACAAUCAGCAGAAUCUGACUGCUGAUUGGGAACAGUGAUGAUUUAGUUAAACUGAAAAUCCAAUGUCUCCCUCCCUCAGCCCUGCGAUCAGCACAGAAAAACACCUUAUCCAGUCGAUCCUACAGAAAAAAAAAAGAAAAAGAAAAGCUGGCUCUUUUUUUUUCUUUAUCCCCAAAGCAGGAUAACAGCCUGCGUUAGGGGAAUAUCCACGCCUGCCAAUUGCAGUAAUGGCCCCUAAUUCCAAAUUAAUUCAGUCUAAAUUAAGUGUCAGAGGGAGAUUGAUUUGUUGAAGCUGCUGUCUUGAUGAGAGCUGUCGUGGGAGGGGGUGAUUAGGCGCUGAGGCCUGCGUCACCCUCCCACUGCCUCAGGCUACCAGGCUCCAUUUUUUCCCUUUUUUUUCUUUCUUUCUUUUUUUUUUUUUUUUUUAAGAAAACCUGGACAUGAGCGGCGGUGACACCAGCUGUUUCUGGGAUGACAGGUAAGGGGACAUGUGGCCGCCUGGGACUGAGGAGGUAAAAGUGGGAAACAGGCGAUCUGGGGCAUAUUUUCUGCUGGAAUUGAUUGGACAAUCUGACACUUAGGUGGAGGCUGAUAAGGCUUCUGGGUGGUGUGAGAAACUUCCCACAAUGCACCUCAGAAACCAUCUCAUUUUCUAUUAUUUUCACACUUGUGUCUGCUGUCUUUCAUUGUGUUUUAGCGAUAAAAUUGAAUCCCGGCCUCCUCCACGCCAAAAAAAGUUCCUCCUGCAUAUAGUUUCAGGCUUUUCCUAUGAAGACAACCUUAUUAAUAGGCUCUCUUCAAAGUUAAUUAGCUGUGGAAACGAGGCCAGGGGCACUGGCGUUUCUACCCCAGAGGACUUUGCUAUCCCUGCUGAUUCCCAGGCUAGGCUAAUUAUUUCCCAAUAACCUUACUUACUGGCCAUGCUCCCUCCUCUGGGCCUGAGCCUAACAAGCGUCACCCUGCGAGUCGAGAGGCUGUUCUGCUUGGAAGUUUUGAGCCGCCUCGCUCCCCUGCAUGCCCGCCACCCCGGAGAUGAUUUCCUCGUCUUCCUCCUUCUGAGAGGAGGCGAGUUCAGAAGCUCUGGAAGCCCCAAACAUGUGGAGGCGAGAGGCUGGUGGCUUUCUAAAGGCGCCGCUGUUUGAUGUCGAAAAUUAAAUUCCUUCAAAUUCGCCAUUAACGCUAUUACUUAAAGUAUUGGACACACUCCUAAGUAUCCCAAUGGCAUUAUGUGUGCUGUCAUUAAUUUUGCCCUCUCCUGUAGCUCUCCCUGCAAA
This is a messenger RNA of Amphiprion ocellaris (clown anemonefish), 19538 nucleotides long. RefSeq names its product NOP2/Sun RNA methyltransferase 4 (gene nsun4). Gene Ontology annotation, cellular component: mitochondrial large ribosomal subunit. The coding region runs from base 37 to 1200 and encodes 387 amino acids. Gene Ontology annotation, biological process: rRNA methylation. The record is from RefSeq and is a predicted model, not a curated record. NCBI's taxonomy places the organism in Eukaryota, Metazoa, Chordata, Actinopteri, Pomacentridae. Gene Ontology annotation, molecular function: methyltransferase activity. The transcript is spliced from 8 exons.